Messenger RNA from Chaetomium fimeti, 3047 nucleotides. RefSeq lists its product as uncharacterized. Gene Ontology annotation, cellular component: membrane. The record is from RefSeq and is a predicted model, not a curated record. Lineage: Eukaryota; Fungi; Ascomycota; Sordariomycetes; Sordariales; Chaetomiaceae. Gene Ontology annotation, molecular function: metal ion transmembrane transporter activity. Bases 131 to 2812 code for a protein of 893 amino acids. Gene Ontology annotation, biological process: transmembrane transport; metal ion transport. The transcript has 8 exons.
CUUAAAUUUUCCUUGGAUAUGUCCUCGACGUGUAAAGAAGCAGAGCUGUGCCCGCAAUCUUGGAUUCUUGGGACUUGGGACUGCUUGGCUCACGGGUGUCUGCGACCCAAAACACCACGCUUCCGUCCCGAUGCCUUUGUAUAUUGUCGAGGAUCAGUAUGUUGAUCCUGCGCCCCCCACCGAUGCAUGGGCUGCGUUUCUUGCUGCCAGGUUCUCCAAAAGAGCGCAGUUGUACGACAGCUUUCCCGACCACGAGCGAGAGAUUGUCAGAAAGGAACUGCGCCGCAUCAGGCACCUGAGGGACUUUUUUGAAGGGCAUCGCCUCUCCUCAUCCGACGCUUCGUCAUUGCUUCGUUCGUUAGAGAGGGCGCACGAUAGCUGGAGGAACCGCGCCAAUCGGGUGUGCAAGGAGGAGCUUCACCGCAUCGAGGUCGGCAUCGCAAGAGCGAGCGGGUACCGGAGGCAGGAACUCAAUCGACAACGCUUGGUUUUGAAACGAGUCGAACAAUGGCCGUUUCUCGACUACUCGGACCUUCAAAGAGCCGUCGCCCCGGAAAGCUACAUCCCCAAGCUAGAUGCCCUGGACGAUGGCCUGGACGACAACCCGGCAGAGCCGAACUACGGCUACAAUGGAUGGGUGACUGCAUUCAAUAAGGGGCAGGGCGGUGUGACGCUGGAUCACCCUCUUUGCCACGGGAAAUUCCCGCAUCAGAAGAUCUCGAUGCAAAAGCUGCUGUAUGACGAGGCUCAGACACCGUUAAAGCGCUCAUCCGACAGGACACAGCUACGCUACUUCCAUCUUCAGGCAAACAACAUGAAAUGGGUAGAGGACGCUAUCGCGAGAUACUACGGCGAAGACUGCUCGCAGCUGGACGCACCACAAGGGCUGUCCCAACGUGGAUCCUACCAGCCAGCCGCCAAGAAGAUGCAGUCGAAUACCGAGAAGCUCUUGAAGCGGGAGCUCUGGCACGGGCAGGAGAGAGGAGGGGGUAGCAGCCACCUUCCAGCCCACUCCCGCCAGAUCCGGCCACGCUGCGCGUUCGUACCUUCGGCGCCGUGGAGUGCUGGCGAGAAAACACUCGCCGUACCGCUCGAUGAUUCAGCGUCCAGUGGCAAGGCCAGUACGUACUUCCGGUCGUCGGAGUCCCAGGACAUCGUACUGUUUAUGCCGUACUUGCAUUGGGAGAUCGAGAAGCGCCUCGUCCGAAUGACGAGCGUGAUUCGGAAAACCCGCAAUAUGAAUGAACGGCAAUGCAACUUUGAACGGUUGAACAAGCGAAAAGGAACGUGGGGAAGCGUCAUUGACCAAGCAAAAGCCCUGGCUAGCCGCAUGGACAGCACUGUCUCCGAUGCUGAAGGCUUGCACGAAGACGCCCCUCCGUGGAGGCCCAAGUCGGCGCUGGGGAGCUACCUGUGGCUAGCUGCCAAGCUCUAUUUACUCAUCGAUGAGGCAGCGGACUGGCGGUUGGUCAACGACCAUUUGGGCACCCCGUCGCCACUCCAUCCCAGGCGAACCCUUGAACAAUACUACAACUGGACCUCGGAGGAUACCGCCCAUCGUGACCGGCAGCAAGUUGUUUACCGUGGGACACGAACUCGGAGUGACCCUGAGGCGAUUCCGAGAGUGAUUAUGGUUGAUCAAAUUUGGUUGUGGGUCUUGGACGAAAACACCAUCCUUACCGCCUUUCCCAGGCGCUGGGGCCGUAAUAAGCCAGACCCAUCAGCCAUCCACAGGGCGAUCCGCGACCGGCUCGCGGGCAUGGAGAGCCACCAUAUCACGUCCAUCUACGAUUUAAGCCUCAUCAUCAUUGACGAAUGCUCCAAGGUGUUCUUUGACAGGACCAAACCGGACCUUCGGCCCGAGGUGGUGGAUAUAUUCGGGUCCGCUAUAUCAAAUAUUUCUGAAAAGAAGACAGAGGCGUAUGAGCGCUUUGGCCGCGACGUCAAGAGAAUGAAUAACCAAGAUCCACUGCAAACAGACGAGGAGCUGCUGCGCAAGACCCUCAACAUUAAAUUCGAGUGGUCUGCCUUGAUGGAGGCGCAGAACGUCAUUGACCAGCUCCAAAUCAUGCAAGAGAUCUACUCUCAGCAAAUUACGGUCAUGAUUGACUUUGAAAAGGCUCUACGGGGCCUGUGUUCCGAGUCUCAACUUAAGCCUAGUAGUGCCCUCGAAAGAGCGGCACAGUUGAUAUCAGAUAUGAAGCUACGUCGGGACGAGCUCAUGGACCUGGAGAAGCGGCAGGCAAAUACUAGAACCCAGCUUCGUGAACUGCUCGAUAUGAAACAGCAGCAGGCCGGCAUCAUCGAGGCGAAGGCGGCGAUCCGCAGGGCGGACGAGAGUGUCAUCCAGGGCAGAUCAAUCGUGGUGUUCACUGUUGUGACCAUCUUCUUCCUACCCCUUUCCUUCUUCACCUCAAUUUUCGGCAUGAACUCCAAGGAGCUCGACAGCGGGACGAUGAGGAUGGGCACACAGUUCCUGGUGAUGUUUUUGCUCUCUAGCUUCAUCACUACCUUGUCUCUUAGCCUUGCCUUCAGCCACUCCGCCAGGGCCAUGGUACUCGGCACAUGUCGACAAGUCUUCGGUUACCUCGCGCGCCCUGUCAAGGGGAACAAGUUGGACCGCAGUAACCUUGCCGCCGCCUCGCCGCGUGCGAUUCGGGAUUUCAUGAUUGCAAAGCAGAAGGAAUGGGACUGGGAGACUACUAACCACGGAAACGGCAUUACCAGCGGGGCGCUGCCUCUGCAUCGGAAAGAAAAGGGGGCCGGUCCCAGGGGGCUCAAGCGGCUAUUAUGGAGGCGGGAAUCUGCUUGAGAUUCGCAGGCACAUAAUAUCGAGAUCUCAAGGCCGGCCGGAAUCUCAUUGCAUACACGGUAUACGGAUGAUGUUGUUAUGUACAAGAGCAGGUUUCUUAGGUAAUGUGGAUGUUUAAUACACGAUGAAUUGAUGAGCAGCAUUACGAAGGCAACGCAAGCACGGUGUUGCCUGAGAGUGUGGUAACCCUGAACCAACCGCCUGAGCCCCCCCGCCACCAUCAUUCUCACACCAA